Molecule: messenger RNA, 513 nt
Organism: Microsporum canis CBS 113480
Lineage: Eukaryota; Fungi; Ascomycota; Eurotiomycetes; Onygenales; Arthrodermataceae
Product: thioesterase family protein
Exons: 2
Coding region: 1-513 (170 amino acids)
Cellular component (GO): mitochondrion
Molecular function (GO): fatty acyl-CoA hydrolase activity
Source: RefSeq, a predicted model, not a curated record
AUGAGUAACGAGAUACAUAACAAGAAAGCCAGGAUAAGGAAAGACUAUCCAUAUCACCUGGAAUACCGUACAAGAUGGUCCGAUAACGAUAUGUAUUCACAUCUAAACAACAGUAUAUACGCGUUCCUUUUCGAUUCCAUCAUAAAUUCAUACCUGAUAUCCCACUGCGGUCUCAACCCAUUCACCACCGACUCAUUACAGAUAACAACCGCUGCUGAAUCAACGCAGGUCGGCCUUGUGGUUUCAUCGUAUUGUGACUAUUUUGCCUCCGUUGCCUUUCCAGAUGUGCUCGACCUAGGCCUCCGCGUGGUUAAGUUAGGUAAAUCCAGCGUAACGUACGAGGUUGGAGUGUUUAGACAGGGCGAGGAAGCUGUCAAAGUCGUUGGUGGAUUUACACAUGUAUUUGUACGGAAACAAGAUAUGAAGCCUACUUCAGCUGGCAUGGAGGCAACUAUUCGAAAGGGGCUGGAGAGAUUAGUACUUGAAAGAAGAAGUGAGACUUCCAAGUUGUAG